UGUGUUGAAGUCUCUCUCUGAUGCCUCGCAGGACCCUGAGGAUGCUGCUGUGCCUGUGGGGCAGAGGAGGGCCUGGUGCUGGUGCAUGUGCUUUGGCUUGGCCUUCAUGCUGGCUGGUGUCAUCCUGGGAGGUGCCUACCUGUACAAAUACUUUGCAUUCCAGCAGGGUGGUGUGUAUUUCUGUGGAAUAAAGUACAUCGAGGACGGCUUGAGUUUAGCAGAGCCUGGGGCUGAGGCUCAGAGUGCUCGCUACCACACGAUUGAGCAGAACAUCCAGAUCCUGGAGGAGGAGGACGUGGAGUUCAUCAGCGUGCCGGUCCCCGAGUUCGCCGACAGCGAUCCUGCCGACAUCGUCCACGACUUCCACAGGAGACUCACUGCCUAUCUUGACCUUAGCCUGGAUAAGUGCUAUGUGAUUCCUCUGAACACAUCAGUUGUUAUGCCACCCAAAAAUUUCCUGGAGCUGCUCAUCAACAUCAAGGCUGGGACCUAUCUGCCUCAGUCCUACCUGAUCCACGAGCAGAUGGUUGUCACGGACCGCAUCGAGCACGUGGACCAGCUCGGCUUCUUCAUCUACCGCCUGUGCCGCGGCAAGGAGACCUACAGGCUGCAGCGCAGGGAGGCCCUGCGAGGGAUCCAGAAGCGCGAAGCCCUCAACUGCCGAAAGAUCCGGCACUUUGAGAACAGGUUUGCCAUGGAAACACUCAUCUGUGAGCAGUAAGGAGGAGCAGCCCUGGGCCAGGAGACUUCAGCCCACAGUGAGACCCCACCCUUUCUAUUGUGUGCAGUGAUGAUUUCAUUUUAAGAUCUUCUUUUAUGUAAGUAGUGGACAGGGCUUUACUGCUGAACACUUUCUGUACUUUUCAUCUCAUGAUACAUGUCCAAUCAGUAUGGUUUAGGGUUUUUUUUUUUUUCUCCUUACUUUCAGGUGUGGUGUUCUUCUGUUUGAAUAGCAGUUGUAUAAAGACUUAGUUGGUAGUGCAUUUCAGGUGAUGCCUCUCGAGUGCUAGGAAGAGGAGGAAGUCUUUGCAAUAUCCACCCGUUUUUAAUUAAGUGAAAUCGAAAAGAAUUAUUAAUGUACAAAUGGACUGCAAGAGCUACUUCUAACUGUAAUAUUACCUGCUCUCUAGUUUGUUACAGCAUAUAGACAAACCUGCAUUUGCCUCUCCCUAACAAAGUGCAAUUUGUUUCGUUUUUAAAAUAUUGUCCUAUUUACCUUUUUAGAUUGAUUUCUGACUUGAUGUUUUCAGAUGGCGUUGGCUGUAACAAUCUUUUAGAAAAUUAAGAGGUAACUUAUGUUACUAACUUGUAUAUAAUCCAUAUAUGUGCAAUGGAAAAUAAACCUUAUAAACCCGUUUGUCUAAAA
Messenger RNA from Merops nubicus (carmine bee-eater), 1366 nucleotides. It is a transcript of the gene ITM2B, whose product is annotated as integral membrane protein 2B. The annotation marks the transcript as partial. Gene Ontology annotation, cellular component: Golgi apparatus; extracellular exosome; plasma membrane. The record is from RefSeq and is a predicted model, not a curated record. The transcript has 5 exons. Lineage: Eukaryota; Metazoa; Chordata; Aves; Coraciiformes; Meropidae. Gene Ontology annotation, molecular function: amyloid-beta binding. Gene Ontology annotation, biological process: negative regulation of amyloid precursor protein biosynthetic process.